CUCUCUAUUCCCCACACAAACACCAACUUGAGGUAUAAGUAUGGUUAGUGACUAUUCACUUUAAAUCCUCAUGAAAACUUCAUUUGCCACCCACUAGCCACCCCAUUUUCCCGUUUCUCCCAUAUUCCUCAAGCACUCUCAUUUAGGGAAUGAGUGCUUAGAAGCCACCUCAAGUUUCAAAUUUUUUUCCUGCGCAGUUCUCAAUUCAAAUGGCACGUAGCUCAUGUAAUCAGAAACUGAGGAAAGGUUUAUGGUCGCCUGAAGAAGACGAGAAACUGUUCAAUUAUAUAAGUAGACAUGGGUUGGGAUGCUGGAGUUCGGUUCCGAAGCUAGCUGGUUUGCAGAGAUGUGGAAAGAGUUGCAGAUUGAGGUGGAUCAACUAUUUAAGGCCUGACCUCAAGAGAGGCAUGUUUUCACAGCAAGAGGAGGAUCUCAUCAUCACACUUCAUGCAGCACUAGGAAACAGGUGGGCACAAAUUGCCACGCAAUUGCCCGGACGAACUGAUAAUGAGAUAAAGAACUUCUGGAACUCGUAUGUGAGGAAGAAGUUGACGAAACAAGGUAUUGACCCCGUUACCCACAAGCCACUUAGAGAAUUAAACAGCAUGUCUGAGAAUUGCGUAGAGAUUGAGGCAGCACAAGCGCUGCAGGAGUUCAAGGGAAGUCGAGAUAUAUCGAGCCUAAGAGCGAAAGAGCCAGCAUUUCCUAUAGAUGGUAUGCAUGGUGGACCAAUGGAAUCACCAGCUGGAGAGGUCUUCCUGAACAGGGCACUGUUUGAUCCUUCAUCCUCCUUAGAAUUCCAUAAUGCUAUCAACCCUGUUCUCCAUGGUGCCAAAUCGAGACUGGUCGAUCCAGGAUAUUUUGAGAUGAACGCUGCUCCAUUCUCAUCAGUGUCGAGCUCAAUGGAAAUUGAUCAUGAGAACAAGAAUACAUCUGGCAACCUGGUCUCUAGAAUGAGCUGCUUAUUCUUUCACGAAGCGAAGAAAUAUUGCAGCAACAGCUCAAACAACAUCAGCAACAACACCGAGUUUCAGCUGAACUCUGCAGCGGAAAACAAAGAUUUACCCUGGGCCGAUGAUGAGGAGCUGGACCCUCUGCAUCAGUUUCAGGUGAACGUGACAGGGUCUGAAGACCUCAAGUCAAUUUCAUGGCAAGAGGAACACCUUCUUGCUCAUGCCGCAGUAGAUUUCCAUGGCAAUCACCCCUCAAUGUCACUGUCAGAUGAUCAAAUUCUACAGGCACAUUUCAACAUCUUCUGAGAGCAGGCAUGAACAAGUUAAUUCAUUGUCUGUUAUAGGGUACUCUUCCUAUAUUGUAAGACACAAGAUAAUGUGUUAUUUUUCCAGGCAUUGUGAGAUGAUAGGUUUUGCCCCUAGAUCGCGAUGGAGUGGCAAUAGUAGUUUUUUGUUCCCUUCCUCUCUAGCCUUUUCAUGAUUGUAACUUUCAGGGUCUUCUUCGCCAUUCUGCUUUUUACGUGAGUCAUCUCACGGUUAGAGUGAUAUUGUCAUGGUGGUUGCUUUCGAA
Molecule: messenger RNA, 1524 nt
Organism: Eucalyptus grandis
Lineage: Eukaryota; Viridiplantae; Streptophyta; Magnoliopsida; Myrtales; Myrtaceae
Product: myb-related protein Hv33
Exons: 3
Coding region: 210-1259 (349 amino acids)
Biological process (GO): regulation of stomatal movement
Source: RefSeq, a predicted model, not a curated record